AUGGAUGACUAGCAAAUUUCAAAGUCGUGAUCUAUAGCCGUCCUCUUUCCGUUUGAAUUUGGAAAUGAAGUUACCUCGCGAUUUCGUGAAAUAUGGAGGUGACAUUGAAGAGAAAAUUUGAUAGGUUGAUAUUUAUAUGUGCUCCGUUCAUGAGGGGGCAGUUGCCGCGAGAGAGAUGGCGGCGGCGGUGCUGAACGCCCUCGCGCCGGCGGCCACCGUCGCGCAGCUCGCCGGCGCGGACGCGGCGGGGCUGGUGUCGGCGAUCCUGCAGGCGGUGCGGGCGGCCCGGCGGAACCGGAGGGAGUGCCGCCUCCUGGCGCGGCGCGCGAUGAUGGUGGGCGACCUGCUGCGGCUGCUGCCGCCGGAGUCGGAGACGAUGCGGCGGCCGGAGGUGAGGCGGGCGCUGGACGGGCUGGGCGGCGCGCUCCGGCAGGCGCUGGAGCUCGUGGAAUCGUGCCAGGAGAGCGGCGCCGUGCGCGGCUUGAUGACGGCGGGGAGGCAGGCGGAGCAGUUCAGGGAGGUGCAGGGCGAGAUCAACGACUACAUGCUACUCUUCCCCGUCGUCAGCCACAUCGACAUCACCCGCCGCCUCGACCUGAUUUACGGCCUGCUGCUUCCUGCAGACUCUCAACCCCACCAGAUGCCAGAGGAUGCGCCAGGUUCACCUGGCGACCAUUUUGAAGCUGAUGUUAGGAAUGUGGAGAUCACUGCAGCUGAGGUAAUUCCGUUUGAAAGCAAUCAAACUAUAACAGAGCCUUUUGAGUUCGGUGAACACCAUGUAGCAGGUCAUCAGGAAGGUUUGGAAGAGCUGCUGUCCAAAGUGCAGAGGUUGAAAUGGCUUUGCUGGUGGUCUCAGCAUGAUUCUCUAGAGCGUCCAUCAACUUAUGACUUAUUAAAGGCUGCUACAAAUAAUUUCUCAUCUAAAAGUAAAAUUGCAAGUGGGGGUUGGGCUACUGUUUACAAGGCUCAAAUGCGUAAUAGUCUUGAGAUUGCAAUCAAAGUAUAUCCUAUGGGCACGGGAGAAAAACGUGUAUUUUCCCAGUACGAAAGGGAGCUUAAUUUACUUACGAAGCUUCAGCAUACGAAUAUAAUUAAACUUCUUGGACACUGCACUGGAGAAUGGGAGCUGAUUUUGAUAUAUGAAUAUAUGCCCAAUGGGAGCUUGGACAAAUUUAUACAUGGCCCAAAUAGAGAAGUAUCGUUUGACUGGUUUUCGUGCUUCAAAAUAAUUCAAGGGAUAGCAGAGGGUCUGCUCUAUCUACACACGUAUGAAGCUGAGAUAUGCAUUGUGCAUAGGGAUUUGAAACCGAGCAACAUUCUGCUUGAUUCAGAUAUGAAUGCUAAGAUAGGUGAUUUUGGUAUAGCUAAAACUAUAAGCCCGGCACGGCAGCAAGACACAUAUGUAUCAGGCACAUUUGGGUAUAUUGCUCCUGAAUAUCUUCGUGGAGGUAUUUUAUCAACAAAGGUUGAUGUAUAUGCCUAUGGUGUCAUUCUUCUAGAGAUUAUUACUGGCAGGAGGUCCUGUAUUCCCUGUCUAAAAGAUGAUGAGUAUGUGCAUUUAACUGAGUAUGCCUGGGAUCUAUGGAGAACCGGAAGAUCAGCUGAGCUUCUAGAUGCAGCAUUGCGCAAUGAGGCUCGAAUUGCUGAGAUAACAAGCUGCAUUCAGAUAGCGUUGUUGUGUGUUCAGAAGGAUCCGGCUGACCGGCCUUCCAUGUUGGAUGUGCUUGCGAUGCUAAGAGAUGAGAAGAUUGUAGCUGCCCCUAAGAAACCAGGUGAUCUUCUCCUUGGAGACGAAACGAGCGUAGAGUCAGGUGAUCUUCUCCUUGGAGAGGAAACGAGUGGAGAGACUGCACAUUGGUUCGCAAGCAGCGGCGCUACUUGCAGUUCUACUGAGUUCACGGUGCCCCGGUGAGAAGAGAUUUUGUCAUAUUUGAAGCUGGUGGCUACUUAAGGUGCAAGUACGUUAUGUAUAAAGCUAUUACCUUUGAUUAUUCACAGCGUUGCAAGCAAAAUAAGCAUGGUGAAUGUGUAUUUCAGAUUCUGAGUAAUUAUGGAUUUACCAUAUGUGAUGGAAAUAAAUUAAACAUACAGAAGGUGGAAUGUAUAGUAUAUCAUAAAUAUUUUAGACAAAAUUGGCUACAAGCAAUAUAAUUCUGUGGCAUUUGCUUA
Molecule: messenger RNA, 2169 nt
Organism: Oryza sativa Japonica Group (Japanese rice)
Lineage: Eukaryota; Viridiplantae; Streptophyta; Magnoliopsida; Poales; Poaceae
Product: cysteine-rich receptor-like protein kinase 34
Biological process (GO): protein phosphorylation; cell surface receptor signaling pathway
Cellular component (GO): plasma membrane
Molecular function (GO): protein serine/threonine kinase activity; ATP binding
Source: RefSeq, a predicted model, not a curated record